CACAUAGUUACAACUGAAAAAAAGGUUUCUUCUUCGCCGCAAUCCUUUCUCCAGCAGGCCGCAAAGCUUCUCUACUAUGGUGAAUUAGUUCUCAAGAAUCUCUCUUUCUAUUAUUGUAGAAGAUGUAUUCCAAUGUGAGCUCAAGGAAGGGUAAAAUUCAUACCAGCGUGAAGCGUAGACCAGUGAAGUUGACUAUAAGAAGGGAUGCAGUUAAAACCCAAGAAUCUGAUAAGGAAGAUAGAAGAGGUAGUAAGAAGACUUCUUUUCGUAGAAACAAUGAUGAUUCAUCCAAUGUUGUUUACUCUGAUGGGUAUAUACGUAGAAAAGAAAAUAAUAAGGGUUUUAUGCCAGAGGGGAAAGAGAGGUCACAGAGUUAUAAAAGUCAUAAGAGGGAUUAUGGGGAAGAAGAUGGGAAAUUUGAGUCUAGGAAUUUGGAUCGUAAAAGAAGAAGGGAUUUUGAUGGUCCGGAGAAGGGAAUGGAAAGACAUUCUUAUGGGGAGGAAAGGAGUGAAUUUAGAAAUGGACGUGUGAAGGGAAACUCGAAGCCCUUUGAAGCUGGGACAAGAUCAAAUGAUAAAUUUGAACGAUUUAGUUACAAGACAUCAGAGAGGAGAAAUGGAUAUGAUGGUUCCGAGAAGGGAAAGGAGGAAAGGAGUGAAUUUAGAAAUGGACGUGUGAAGGAAAUGAGAACCAUGAAAGAAAAGUCUGGUGGUCUAUACCAACAUAAGAACUCGAAGCCAUUUGAAGCUGGGACAAGAUCAAAUGAUAAAUUUGAACGAUUUAGUUACAACACAUCAGAGAGGAGAAAUGGAUAUGAUGGUCCCGAGAAGGGAAGGGAAAAGCAUUCUUAUGGGCAGGAAAGAAGUGAGUUUAGAAAUGGAAGUGUGAGGGAAAUGAGAACCAUGAAAGGAAAGCCCUUUGAAGCUGGGACAAGAUCAAAUUACAAAUUUGAACGAUUUAAUUUGAAGACAGAGAAGAAAAAUGGAUAUGGUAAAUUUGAAAAGAGUAAUGGAACUGAUUUCAGGAGCAACAAACAAAAAGAUGAAUUUGCUGACAAGUAUACGAUGAGAAACAUGAAGGUGAAGAAAACGUCUGGUAUUGACUCAACAGAAGAUUUCCGCCCUAGGAAAAAGAAGAAACUUAUGAAGAUUGAUCGAUUUGAUAUCAGCAAUAAAAAGAUUGUUGAUAACAUAGUUAGCGAAGGAAAUACCAAUAAGGGCAAAAAAGAUGUAGAGGAAAAUACUCAAAUAUCAAAGAAUGCACAGUUUCGUGCAAUUAUACCAAGCCCCUCAAUACUCUCCUUUGUCGAAGAUAAUUUAUUAGGACGAAGGAGAUUGAAUGAUUUACGUAAAGCAGGGUACAAUCGCGAGCUUUCUGCGCCAUUAGAUAACAUCCCUUCCUCCACGAGUUUAGAGAGAGAGCGAAUUGAAGAUCCGAUUUUUAGAAAUAAGUUGGAUUUCUUCGCUGCUGCAAAAGUUUCUUCGUCAUUUCCUCCUCCCAAUCUUCCAGAAGUCGCGUUUGCUGGGAGGUCGAACGUUGGAAAAUCAUCCUUACUAAAUGCCCUUACCAGACAGUGGGGUGUUGUGCGGACAUCUGAUAAACCUGGCCUUACCCAGACUAUCAAUUUUUUCAAUCUCGGAACAAAGCUCUGCUUAGUUGAUUUGCCCGGUUAUGGUUUUGCCUAUGCGAAAGAUGAAGUUAAAGAAUCUUGGGAGGAACUUGUUAAGGAAUAUGUGUCAACACGUGUUGGUCUGAAACGUGUUUGCCUUCUUAUCGACACAAAGUGGGGGAUGAAGCCUAGGGAUUAUGAGCUAAUCGGUUUGAUGGAGAGAUAUAAAACAAAGUACCAGAUUGUCUUGACUAAGACAGACACGGUCUUCCCUAUAGAUGUGGCACGCAGAGCAACACAAAUAGAAGAGACACUCAAGAAAAACACAUCUGUAGUUCAACCUUCGGUAAUGGUAAGCGCGAAAUCUGGAGCUGGCAUCCGCAGUUUAAGAGCGGCUCUUACUAAGAUUGCCCGGUUUGCGAAAAUGUAACUUGUUGAAUGUUCAUUGAAUUCAAGCACCCAUCUUGCUUUUGCUUUAAUUCUGUAACAAUUUUUUCGACUGGCAUUUUAUCUAAUUUUUGGCAUUAAAUGAUAGUAUUAGUAUGUUAUGCUUAAUUUUAUCGGGUUAGUUUAAGUUGAAAGAGUAAUUGUUAUUUUUAUUU
Molecule: messenger RNA, 2211 nt
Organism: Impatiens glandulifera
Lineage: Eukaryota; Viridiplantae; Streptophyta; Magnoliopsida; Ericales; Balsaminaceae
Exons: 11
Coding region: 123-2039 (638 amino acids)
Molecular function (GO): GTP binding
Source: RefSeq, a predicted model, not a curated record